Messenger RNA from Myzus persicae (green peach aphid), 820 nucleotides. RefSeq names its product 52 kDa repressor of the inhibitor of the protein kinase-like. NCBI's taxonomy places the organism in Eukaryota, Metazoa, Arthropoda, Insecta, Hemiptera, Aphididae. The coding region runs from base 31 to 630 and encodes 199 amino acids. The record is from RefSeq and is a predicted model, not a curated record. The transcript has 2 exons. Gene Ontology annotation, molecular function: protein dimerization activity.
CUGGCUGAGAAAAUUGACAUUGCGAUAAACAUGCCAAGAAUAUCAAAAAGACAAACCAACAGGUGUAACAUUCAAACAAACGAUCCAGAAAUAUUUUAUCGUGUAUCAGUAUUUAUUCCGUACAUAGACAAAUUCAUUAAUGAAUUGGAAGAAAGAUUUACAAAUCACCAAAGUACAUUGACAAGCUUCCAUUCCUUAUUCAAAGAAAGUGGUUUUGAAGAAGAUUUUAUAUCUCUUACAAAACAGUAUAUCGAAGAUCUAGAAGAUAUUGGAAAUUGUGAUGAGGUAUUCAAAAAUGAGUUCAAACUUUGGCAACGAAAACUUAAAUGUUUAUCAGAAACGGAUAAACCAAAAAAUGCAAUGGACGCUAUUUACAUAUGUAAUGAAGCCAUGUACCCAAAUAUUUUUAAGUUACUUAAAAUAUUAGCAACUUUACCAGUUUCUUCUGCCACUAAUGAAAGGACAUUCUCAACUCUCAAGAGAAUAAAAACUUACUUACGCAACUCUACUUCUGAGGGAAGACUUAAUGGUCUAGCUAUGCUAUCGAUCAAUAAAAAUGAUUCAAUUACUCCUGAUGAAGUGCUGGUUGAACUAUCCAAUAAAAAAAGGAGAUUAGAAUUUUUGUUAUAAAUAAUUAAUAAUAUAAUAUAUAUAUAUAAUUAUCUGUAUUUACUAUGUGCAUAUUAAAUAAUAUUUUACUGCCAUGAGUUAUGUAAACCUUUGUAUUUGUUUUGCUGUUUUGCCUAUUAAUAUUUAUACGUGUAAUGUAUUUGAUUGUUAAGAAAAUGGGUAUUUUUAAAGGGAAAGUUUUAGUGUUGGU